ACGUUUCUAUUAAUACCAAAUUGCAGAGUUUGUCCUGGGAAUUUAACAGGAGCAGAUAUCCUUUUCUUCCCCCCUGUGUUGCUCAGGGUGUUAUUGUUGCCAGUCGCUCCUUCUAUCCCUACACCUUGACGUUCGUUAGACAGCAUAGUAUUUUCUCUUCGCUAGGGUGAAUACUACCCAUCUUUCAACUUUGAUCCACUAUGAAGCUUUCGCUCGCUGUGGGAGCGGCACUGUUGGGCGCCGCGUUGGCCGACGUUGACCCCAUCGUCAUCAAGGGCUCCAAAUUCUUCUACUCGAGUAACAACACUCAGUUCUAUAUCCGUGGUGUUGCAUACCAACAGGACUACUCUAGCAACGGCACGACCAAUGGUUCUACGAGCUACAAGGACCCCUUGGCUGAUGCCACGGCCUGCAAGCGUGAUGUGCCAAUCAUGCAGGAACUGCGGACCAACACCAUUCGGGUCUACGCUAUCGACCCAACCGCGAACCACACCGAAUGCAUGCAGUUGUUGUCCGAUGCAGGCAUCUACGUGAUCUCGGACCUGUCCGAUCCCAGCCAAUCCAUCAACCGCGACGAUCCCACCUGGGAGACAACGCUCUACUCUCGCUACACCGCAGUCAUUGAUGAGCUGGCUCAGUAUGACAAUACUUUCGGUUUCUUUGCGGGUAACGAAGUCUCCAACACGGUUGACACUACUGAUGCGAGCGCGUUUGUCAAGGCAGCGGUCCGAGACAUGAAGACUUACAUCAAGCAAAAGGGCUACCGCACCAUGGGUGUUGGAUACGCUACCAAUGAUGACUCUACUAUCCGUGUGCAUAUGGCCAACUACUUUAACUGUGAAUCUGAAGAAAACAGUAUCGACUUCUGGGGUUAUAACAUCUACUCCUGGUGUGGUGACUCAUCGUACUCGGCCUCUGGCUACAAGGACCGCACAGAGGAGUUCGCCAACUACUCUGUUCCUGUUUUCUUCGCCGAGUAUGGUUGUAACGAAGUUCAGCCUCGUCAGUUCACCGAAGUCGAUGCCCUGUAUGGUGACAACAUGAACAGCGUAUGGUCGGGUGGUAUUGUCUACAUGUACUUCCAAGAAACCAACGAUUACGGCCUUGUUUCCAUCGUCGACAGCACCAGCGUCAGCAAACUGGCCGAUUUCACUUCUUACUCCAAGCACAUCGCGAGCGCCACCCCCUCCGGCGUGAACAAGGCCUCCUACACCCCCACCAACACUGCCCUGCAAAGCUGCCCUGCUGUCAACACCGCCUGGGAAGCCACCUAUACCCCCUUACCCCCAACCCCCAAUGAGAAUCUGUGCGGCUGCAUGAACGCCGCCGCAGGCUGUGUCGUGAAGGACUCCGUCGAUAGCGACGACUAUGCCGACCUGUUCUCCCUGAUCUGCGGCUACACCGCCUGCACAGGUGUCUCUCGCAACGGUACAACCGGAAGCUACGGCGCCUACGGCAUGUGCAGCCCCAAGCAGCAGCUGAACUUCCUGCUUAACAAGUACUAUAUGGAGCAGGACUCGGCUGCCUCGGCCUGCAGUUUCGGCGGGUCCGCCACGGUGACCUCUACCACUAAGGCGACCGGCACUUGUGCCAACCUGAUGAGCCAGGCUGGUACCGCCGGCACCGGUACUGUGACCUCUCAGCCUACUGGUACUUCGGGAUCGGGCUCGUCUGCCUCCUCUUCCACCUCGUCUGGCCUGGCACCGACCACCGGUAGCACUAUGGUGACUGUUGGACCUGUUCAGUUCGUCGCUUACAUUGUGACUGCUGUAUGUAGUGCUUUGUUUAUGAUUAUGCUGUAGAUACGUCUGUAUUAGGGGUGUGGGCUUGGUGGUACACUCACUUUAGUUGCUCAUUCGUUUUUCUUGUAUAAUAGAUCGUUUACUAUUAGUAAAUAUAUCUAGCAAUCUUCUAUAUACAAUUGAUAAGG
This is a messenger RNA of Aspergillus alliaceus, 1930 nucleotides long. RefSeq names its product glycoside hydrolase family 72 protein. Gene Ontology annotation, molecular function: 1,3-beta-glucanosyltransferase activity. Gene Ontology annotation, cellular component: fungal-type cell wall; cytoplasm. NCBI's taxonomy places the organism in Eukaryota, Fungi, Ascomycota, Eurotiomycetes, Eurotiales, Aspergillaceae. The record is from RefSeq and is a predicted model, not a curated record. Gene Ontology annotation, biological process: fungal-type cell wall (1->3)-beta-D-glucan biosynthetic process. The transcript is spliced from 4 exons. The coding region runs from base 201 to 1802 and encodes 533 amino acids.